Molecule: messenger RNA, 2406 nt
Organism: Daldinia caldariorum
Lineage: Eukaryota; Fungi; Ascomycota; Sordariomycetes; Xylariales; Hypoxylaceae
Product: kinase-like domain-containing protein
Exons: 3
Coding region: 1-2406 (801 amino acids)
Biological process (GO): protein phosphorylation; intracellular signal transduction; intracellular monoatomic cation homeostasis
Molecular function (GO): ATP binding; protein serine/threonine kinase activity
Source: RefSeq, a predicted model, not a curated record
AUGGCAGCCCCACAAACCCAAUCCAAGACCCUGUCCCCGGCGAUGUCAUCGCUGUUGCCCUCCGAUAACUCGCAUUCACCCUGUUCAACCCAGUCGCUGCUGCGUCCCUCUUCCUUUGACACCGCAACAACAACAGGUGACGCUGCAACUUUUGUUACUCGCAUUUCGUCAUCUGCAUCAACAACGCCUUUAGACAUCUCUCCAUCACCCUCGGUUACUUCCUUCAUUACUACAAAUACAAAUACAAGUACAACCUCUUCCUCGGCUUGUUCUAAUAGCAGCAAGACCCCGAUUGAGUCAUUACGGCGGUAUCCUCUAGACCUUACCGGACCAAUUCCCGAAGAGCACGACGAAGAGACAGGAAGCGAAUCAUUUUCCAACGAACCCGCUACGCCAAUUAGUGGGAGACAAUCACGGGAUUUCCGCUAUUGCGAACAGAACGAUACUUACCUCCGUCGCGACUCUAUUACUAAUGGUCUUGCUGCUUCUUCAUCAGGUGUUCGAGAGCAUCCCGAUGUUUCCCUAACCGUCGUUAAUAAAGACGUUGCUGCGAACCCAGCUCUUUUAUUGCCCCCUUCAACUGUUCCUGUUCCACCUUCACAAUAUAACGUUACCCCACUGUCACCAACGCCAUUUACUACACAAUCGGAAUACGAUCAACCUAAUUUUGAUCGACGUCCUUCAACAACUACAACUAUAACCACAGCUCCGGUAAGGAACUUUGUGCGACGUUCCUCAUCUGCUUUGACCAGGAUGGCGUCAAUUUUUAAGCGCAACAGUUUCCACGUGGGGGACGGCAGUGUAACAACGGAGUUUAGAGAAACCAAUUAUAAUGGAGAGACAUCCGAAUCCACUCUUGCCUCUACCAAUAGAGUAACCCCAAACGAUAGUCGUCGUCGCUUCUCUUAUCACCGCUCAGCUGCGUCGACAAGAUCAAAUACCCCACCAUCGCCUGCAUCUCCCUUGGACACCCCUCCUAAUUCACAAGAAAAGUCAAAUGGCGUGUCUAUACCCACGUCGCGAGACUUCUUGGAAAAUAACUCCAAGAAGGCCAGAGCAAACACCGGUCUUUCUCUCCGCAAUAGAGUAGUAGGAUUUGCAUCGACUAAGGCUCAUUCACACCGACGAACAAGGAGUCUAGAACGAAAAAAGAGGAACGAAGAGGAGUUGACAAGACAGCCAUGGGCCAUUCCUCCCGACGCCGGUACUGGCAUGAAAGCCAGAAGACUCAGUCUCAGUCUCCCUGACGACUUCACUGUUGAUGUUGCAGAUCUCACAAAAGAGUUCGAAUACCAGCAUAAAUUCCUAGGCCGUCAUGGAAAGCAUCUGGGCAAAGGUGCGACGUCAAAAGUUACUCUUAUGGUCCGCAAAGGUAACCCCGGCGAGCUGUACGCCGUGAAGGAAUUUCGAUCGAAGAGCUCAUCCGAAACUGUGGGGGAGUACGAAAAGAAGAUUAAAUCCGAAUACAGCAUCGCAAAGAGCUUACACCAUCCCAACAUUGUCGAGACAAUUCGGUUAUGUACUGACCACGGACGUUGGAAUCAUGUUAUGGAGUACUGCUCCGAAGGAGACCUUUUCGGCCUAGUUUCCAAGAAGUAUCUCCGAGAUGAGUCCCGCGAGGUAGAUCGCAUGUGCUUGUUCAAGCAGCUCUGCCAAGGGAUCAAUUAUUUGCACUCCAACGGCAUUGCCCAUCGGGAUAUCAAGCUGGAAAAUCUGCUGAUCACUAAAGACAGCAAGUUGAAGAUAACGGAUUUCGGUGUCUCCGAAGUCUUCUCCGGUAUACAUCCGGGUCUUCGAGAAGCCGGUGGCCAGUGCGGUGUGGGUAUGGGUGAAAUACGUCUCUGCAAACCCGGUAUCUGCGGCAGUCUUCCAUACAUAGCCCCUGAAGUCCUCACUAAGGAUGUCGACUACGAUCCCCGCGCCCUGGAUGUUUGGAGUUCAGCUAUCGUCAUGCUGUACCUAAUUUUCAACGCCAACUUGUGGGAGAAGGCGCAGGCAGGCUUGACCUCCCCGAGUCAAAGAACAUAUAACGAACUUGUUAACGGUUGGACCAAGAUCAAUGCGAAGAGAGAGGCGAAUCCCGACCAGGUUGGCGAGGAUACCUAUCCCAAAGUUACCGCUUUUGAGAUAUUCGUCAGGCCUGCACCUCUUCGACGUCUACUGUUGAAGAUGCUUAAUCCCGACCCGAAGAAGCGCAUCACGAUGAGUGAGGUUAUGUCGAAUCGAUGGAUGAAGAAUGUCGAGUGCUGCCAGCUGGAGAGUUACGAAGACCCCACCAAAUAUAUUGAUGCCUCCAAGAAGGACUGGAUGAAGUCGGGUACGAACAAGAUCUUCUGUCACAACCAUUUACCUCCUAUGAGCACGGGACACGGUCUGCCUCCGAUGCCCGGCAAACCCGGCUACUAA